UUCUCCUCAGUUAAGUCUGCGGAUUCAUGCGAUGCAGUUGUGAUUAAGUGAUCGUCUCGCUGUCUGUAUAUAAUUACAACAAAUUUACAACGUGCUUAUCUUUCUUUAAUAUGAAAAUAUCAUAAAUAUCAUCAAUUAACCUUUAAAUAUAUCAUUAACUUUUUUAUGGAACAAUAGCUUUGUUGAAACAACUCGUUUUGAAACCGCCUCAUUUCUUUGUUUAAAAUUAAAAUUAAGCGAUUUUAUUUUUAUUUUUAAAUAACUCAAACCAGGAUAUCAAAACGGAUCAAAGUUUUUUCUUUAAUUUUGAUAAAACUAUUUCGAAUCAGCUAUAAUUUGUUGACCUUUGUGUCAAGUUCGUUUGUAUGGAAUUCAUGAUUACAACUUUAAUGAUUAGAAAUCACCACGUGCGAUUAUUUUGAAAAUCCUGAAAUAAUAUAACAAAAAUGGAUAAAACAUUGAAAGUACCAGAAAUAAAAAUCGAUCACUGUAAUCAACCAAAAAGGAGAAGAUACAGAGUUACAGAUCCUGAUUUUAUAGCCCCGGAUGGGGGAUGGGGUUGGUUAAUUCUUUUAGCUUGUGGAUUUAGUAAUUUGAGUACUUUUCCUAUGUUACAACAAUUUGGGUUAAUAUUCAGGGAAAAAUUCCAAAGAUUAGAUUUUACUAAUCCUGAAACGACCACGAUUAUUAAUUUAAACUCAGCAGCUACAGCAUGUAUCGGACUUCUAAAUGGACCAGUUUUUAGAAAAUACUCCUACAGACAAUAUGCAUUUUUUGGUUCAAUUUUAAUAUCAAUCUCGCUAGUUUUAACAUGUUUUGCAAACACAGUUUGGAUGUAUUUACUUUUGUACUCGAUAAUUUAUGGUGCUGGAUUAGGAAUUACGCAAUCAUCAAACGCCUUAGCCUUAAACACGUAUUUCCGGAGAAAAAGGCGAAUUGCUACAGGGUUAUCAUGGACAACAACAGCGGUUGGCCCCAUCGUUUGUCCAUACAUCAUCAAUUAUUUAAUGGGUUUUUAUGGAAUGGAAGGAACGUUGGGAAUUUUCGCAGGAUUUUCCAUGCAUGCAAUAGCUUGUGCUUUAUUAUUACAACCCGUUCAUUGGCACACAACGUUUAGAGAAGAAGGGCAAAAAUUAACCGAAGGCGAAUCAGGAUUCUUCGACGGAAAACAUAAAAAAUCAAAAUCACUUUUAAGCAGCCAAUACUUCGACAACGACGACGAAAGAUUUUCCUGCGGUUUUGAUAUGGUUGAUCCAGGAACCCCAAUGUUAAUCUACGCAAACGAUGGUUGGUACUCGAGAAAAUCUUCUUUACGCGGUUCAAGGAUGUCUUUAGCAUCGAGCAGAGGAAGAUCUCGUUUGGCAUCCGGACAAACAUCCGUUGCAAUGUCGAAAAAAUCUUCGUAUACAAAUUUAACAGAAAUUAAAAAGAAAAAACCCGGUGGGCCAAUCAUUCAAGAACACGACGCAGAAGAUUGCCCAACUGAAAAAGCACCACAAGAUCUAAAAGAAGAAGAAAAAAAAUUGUUGUUGAACGAAAACGUUGAAAAAAGUAAAAACGGAAAAAACGAUCUCUACCCCAAUGAAAAAGUCGUUUUAAAAACGGCGGCUCAAAAAUUGGAACGUUACAAAGAGUUCAAAGAUAUCCAAGCCAAAGAACGACAAAGAAAAGAGGAUUUACGUAAACUUAAAGAGGUACAAGAACAAACUUCUAAAGAGGAAGGAGAUGAGAAAAAUUAUACAUUUUUGCAAAAACUUUCUAUGUUCUUCGAUUUGAAUCUCUUUAAAGAUUACGUCUACGUUAAUCUUAUGUUAGGAAUAACCAUAGCUAAUUUCGUCGAGUUAAAUUUUUCAAUUUUAACACCAUUCGUACUUAAAGAAUUCCACUUCGAAAAUUAUCAAAUCGCCACUUUCAUGUCUUUAUUAGGCGCUAGUGACAUUGUUGUAAGAUUUAUCGUACCGUUAUUAGCCGACAGAAUUGGAUGGGAAAAUAAAUCAUUUUUUCUUUUUGGCGUUCUUUGCAUGGCAUUUGGAAGGAUAAUUCUUGUUCAUACUCAAACUUAUCAAUGGUCAAUAUUAGUAGCUGUUAUAAUAGGUUUUGGAAAGGGGUUAAGAACCGUUUUUAUGGCUUUAGUUAUUCCAAGUCAUGUGCCAUUAGAAAAGUUACCAGCAGCUUCUGGUCUUCAAUUAGCAACGAGUGGACUUUUAUUUCUUGUAAUGGGACCAGUUAUAGGUUGGAUAAGAGAUUCAGUAAAUAAUUACGUUGUAACAUUACAUUUAUUAAACAUUUUAACAUAUGCAACAGCAGUUGCUUGGCUGGGAGAAAAGUUUUUAAGAAAUAUUAGAAAAUGUUUGGUUUUUUUAAAUAACAUGACGGUUUUAACGAAAAAAGUACCUCCUGAUGGUGGAUAUGGUUGGGCAAUUGUAACAGCUUAUGCACUUCAUCAUUUAAUGAUUAUUCCAAUACUUCAAGGUUUCGGUUUAAUUUAUCGAGAUAAAUUCGAGGAAUUACAUUUUACAGCAACCGAAAUCGGAUUAAUAUUAAACACAUGCGGGGCUUUUUCAAUGUUGUGCGGAAUCAUAGCUGGUCCUUUAAUAAAAAGUUUUGGGUUUCGGAAAGUGGCAGUUUUCGGAGCUUUUUCUCUCACAUCAGGAAUUCUUUUAACGGGUUUUGCAAAUACUUUUAUCCAAUUUAUGGUCACUUAUGGUUUUAUAACUGCUUUCGGAAUGGGAUUAGGUUUAGCAGCUUAUCCGGUGGCUUUAAAUAAUUAUUUUGUUAAAAAUAGAAGCAAAGCUGCUGGUUAUACUAUGACAAUAGCAGGGUUGGGGCCAAUUUUUAUGCCUCAAGUUAUAAGUUUUUUAUUAUCUUCUUAUGGAGUAACCGGGACUAUGAUUAUAAUAGGGGGGAUAAAUGCUCACACAUUUGUUAGUAGUUGUUUAUUACAACCAGUUCGUAAACACUUAAAAGAAAUAACCGAAGAACCCAAAGAAGAAAAUAAACAAAUUAACACCGAAGACAGCGAAGAUGAUGAUAAUCCAGAAAAUGUUAAAAGAUUAGAAAUUUUAGAAGAAUCAAGAUUUGAAAUUGGAACACCAAGGAGAAAAAUAUCUAGGGAAUUAUCAAAAGAUAUCGAGAUAGAAGCCAUGUUUAAUUUAGAUUCAGCAUUUUCUCAAAGUCUAAAAUCAAUCGCUGAAUCCUAUCAAAGACAAGCAUCGUUAACUUUAUCAGAAAAAUCUGAUAUUCCCGAUAUUAAAAUAAAAUUAUACGAUGCCGAUGGAAACAUGGUCGAAGAAAUCGAACCUUUAAAAGAACAAAAUCAAAAAGUAAUAAAAGAAGAGAAAGAUAAAUCGAUUUUUUGGAAAAUCGGACGGACUAUUAUAGAUACUUUCGAUUUAUCAUUAUUAACAGAUCCAGUUUAUGUUAAUAUCAUGAUUGGGAUGUCUUUAGCAAUUUUUGCGGAGAUCAAUUUCUCAAUGCUCACUCCGUUUAUAAUUGGCGAUUACAAUUUAUCAACGCAAGAAAUCGCUACUUUUAUGUCUGUAGUUUCUUGUACUGACAUAUGUUUUCGAUUUUUAGCACCGUAUAUUGGUGAAUGUUUAAGUCAAUCGCAUCGAAUACAAUAUUUAUUAUCGUUAUUUUUAUUGGUUGUAUCCAGAUUUGCUUUAUUAGCUACAACAAAUUAUUAUCCACUACUAAUUGUAGCGGCCGGUUUAGGAAUUGCACGUGGUUUUAGAACCGUUUAUUCAACUUUAGUAAUUCCAAGUUACGUUCCCAUCGAAAGAUUAGCUCCUGCGAUGGGAAUGCAAAUGGCAAUGAACGGAAUUUUUAUUUGGAUAGGUGGACCACUUAUAGGUUUAAUUCGGGAUAUAACCGGAAGUUACAUAAAAUGCAUCUACGUCAUAAAUUUAAUGACGUUUACAGCUUUCGUUAUGUGGAGCAUUGAACUUUUAUACAUGCGAUACAAAAAGCAAACGUGAUAAAAAAAAUUUAUUAUAAUUAUUAUUUAUUACAAUAAUAAAUAAAUUCUAUUUUUAAACGUG
Molecule: messenger RNA, 4040 nt
Organism: Onthophagus taurus
Lineage: Eukaryota; Metazoa; Arthropoda; Insecta; Coleoptera; Scarabaeidae
Product: monocarboxylate transporter 9
Biological process (GO): transmembrane transport; monocarboxylic acid transport
Molecular function (GO): monocarboxylic acid transmembrane transporter activity
Source: RefSeq, a predicted model, not a curated record